AGUUAUUUCAGUGUUUUUGUUUACUUUCUACCCCGAGACCCAGGCACCACAUAAUUUAUUCCUGCCGUUAUCAAUUAUCAAUUUAUCAACCAAUCUGGUCAAACGUGUUGCGGCGACAAACAGUUACUGACAUCAAAGACGACGACACCGGAUACUCGGCAAACCUUUGCAAUUAUAACUAUAUGUGGCCCAACUAAUACGUUCCUCUCCUUUACGAUAACCCAAUUUGAACAACAAUGUCUACAAGGCCGACUCGUCGUGCCGCAGCGGCUCGACGCACAGCUAUUAUCGAAUCGGAAGAUGAAGAGGAUGCCAUCGCGAACACUAGUAGAAAGAUAAAGGAGGAGGAGAGUGAAGAAGAAUUUGCUCCGGAGACAUCAACCGCUAGAACUUCGCGGCGUCAAACUCAGAGUAGAAGGAAAUCUGCAGUACCUGCGACACCGCGCGUGGGCCGACCAAGAAAGAGCACUGCCAGCGUCGCCUUGGAGCCCUCUAUAGAUGAAAGCCAAGUCCCCGAUCCCGAUAAAACAGCUACCUCAAUACUCAGCCCAGAGCCGACACCUAAUAAAGCCACUCCGAGGAAACGAAAGAGCGUUGCGCCGCGCAAGGUCGUCAAAGAGCUUACACCCGUCAAGGAGCCCACGACCGAGCGUACGCCUGAUAGUCAACGCCGUAUUCCGACACCCGCUCGGUCCGAAGAGCCAUCCGAACUCCACGGCACACCCCAAGCUGAUGUCACCGAACAGAGUGUCAACGAGCAACAGCAAGAUCCAGAUGAGACCAUUACUCAGGUCAAGCCUAUUAAGGCCAUGGACACUGUCCUGGAGAGGCCUAUGGAUAUUGUUCUGAAGUCGCGUAAGAUGGCAGUGCCCGUCGUUGAAGAUACAGGUCCCAAAGCCCGUAUUGUUAUUACGUACUUAAUCUUGACCAACUUCAAGAGUUAUGCCGGAAGACAAGAGGUUGGCCCGUUCCAUUCCUCUUUCUCUUCGGUGGUAGGACCCAACGGUUCCGGUAAAUCGAAUGUCAUCGAUUCGCUUCUUUUCGUCUUUGGAUUUAGGGCGAGUAAGAUGCGGCAGGGCAAGAUAUCUGCUCUGAUCCAUAACUCCGCCGCCUACCCAAAUCUAGACCACUGCGAGGUUGCUGUUCACUUCCAGGAGGUCAUGGACCUGCCCGGUGGGGGAACGGAAGUUAUUCCCAACUCUCAAAUCAUCAUCUCGAGAAAAGCAUUCAAGAACAAUUCUAGUAAAUACUAUAUAAACGGAGGCGAGUCUACUUUCACAACUGUGACGACUCUGUUACGUGACCGGGGAAUUGAUCUCGAUCAUAAGCGUUUCCUCAUCCUGCAAGGCGAGGUUGAGUCGAUCGCUCAGAUGAAGCCCAAGGCGGGCAAUGAACACGAGGACGGUCUACUAGAAUAUCUAGAAGAUAUCAUUGGUACCUCCAAAUAUAAGACGCCCAUCGAAGAGGCGGCAGCGGAAGUGGAAGCCCUUAACGAAGUCUGUAUGGAGAAGAGCGGCCGUGUUCAGCAUGUGGAAAAGGAGAAGAACAGCCUCGAGGAUAAGAAGAAUAAAGCUUUAGCCUUUAUCCGGGACGAGAACGACUUAACUCUCAAGCAGUCGGCACUCUAUCAACUCUAUAUCAGCGAGUGUAACAAUAACGUGAGCGUUACUGAAGAGGCAAUCAGCCAGAUGCAAGCUCAGCUUGAUGCAGAACUCGAGAAACACCAGGGUAGCGAGCACGUUAUUAAACAGUUGCAAAAGGCUUAUGCUAAGGGGUCCAAGGAAUUUGAGGCACAGGAAAAGCAUGUUCAGUCUCUUGUUAAGGAAGCCUCAAAGUUUGAGCAGGAAAGAGUUAAGUUUGACGAGAAACGCAAAUUCUUGACUGACAAGCAGGAUAAACUAGAGAAGACGAUUGCGACUGCUGAAAAAUCUGCAGCAGAAGCUGAAGAAACUAUUGAACAGUGCACUGAAGAGAUUGCUUCGCGUGCCGAAGAGAUCGCAGCUCUUGAACAACGUGUGCAAAAAGAGGAGGCGGAACUUGCAACGAUACGGGACAGCUUAAAAGGCAAGACACAAGGUUUCUCGGACCAGAUCGCCGCGAAACAGAAGUCCCUCGAGCCUUGGAAGGAAAAGAUUAAUCAGAAGCAGUCUGCGAUUGCUGUCGCAGAGUCUGAAAUGGCCAUUCUAGAAGAGAAGGCCAAUUCUGGCGCUGUUGCACUUGAAGAGAUGCAGACAAAGAUUGCUAACAUCGAAGAGAGUCGAAAAGCGAAACUGGCAGAGCUUAAGGAGUGCCAGGCGGAAAAGGCUAAACUGGAGAAAGAAGCAAAGAAGGUCGUAGCUGACCUGGAAAGCCUGGCCCAGAUGGAGCCUAAGGCUCGGGCAAAGGUUUCGAAUGCUCGACAAAAAGCCGAAGAAGCGCGAUCCAGUCUUUCUCAGACUCAGACACGAGGUAAUGUGCUUACUGCAUUAAUGCGAAUGAAGGAAUCCGGGCGGAUCGAUAGCUUUCACGGUCGUCUCGGAAACCUGGGUACGAUUGAUGAGAAAUACGACGUUGCUAUCUCUACGGCUUGUCCAUCCCUCGAUUCCUUCGUUACUGACACGAUUGAAGCCGGUCGGCAGUGUGUCGAAUAUCUUCGCAAGACCAACCUUGGGCGAGGUAACUUCAUAUGCUUGGAUAAGCUUCGUAGGUACGAUUUACAACCUAUCGAAACACCUGAGAAUGCUCCGCGCCUAUUCGACCUGAUACAAGCUAAAGAAGAAAAAUUCCGCCCUGCUUUCUACGACUCGUUGAAAGAUACUCUAGUCGCCAAAGACCUAGUUCAGGCAAACCGAAUUGCUUACGGCGCCAGACGAUGGCGAGUGGUCACACUUGAUGGAGAACUUAUCGACAAGAGUGGUACCAUGUCUGGCGGUGGCAAUACUGUUAAAAGAGGGUUGAUGUCAAGCAAGCUCGUGGCUGACACGACUAAGGAGCAAGUCACUAAACUUGAAAACGACCGUGACGCCAUUGAGCAGCAGUUUCAAGAAUUCCAGGACCACCAGCGAGAACUUGAGUCUCGUUUAAGGUAUCUAAAAGAUCAGAUUCCCCAGUUAGAUACCAAGAUGCAAAAAAUUGGUCUAGAGAUCCAGAGUGCGGAGAAGAACCUCCUAGACUCUCAGCGGCGUAUCAAGGAGCUGAGCAAGGAACAUCAACCAUCGCAGUCUGAUGAUAACAGAGUCGCCUUGCUGCAAAAGGAGAUUUCCAAAUUAAAUCAAGAGGUAUCAAAACUCCACGCUGAAACGGAAGGUGUGGAGGCAGAGAUUAAGGAGCUCCAGGACAAGAUAAUGGAAGUUGGUGGAGAGAAGCUUCGCGCACAGCGUGCCAAGGUCGAUGCUAUCAAGGAAGAGAUAGCUUCUCAUAACGAGGAAACGUCAAACGCUGAAGUAAAGAAGGCCAAAGCAGAGAAGUCAAAGGCAAAACUUGAGAAAGAGCACGCCAAGGCCACCAAGGAGUUAGAAGCUGCAAUACGCGACCUUGAGAAGUUGGAAGAGGAAGUCGAGAAUCAAGGUAGCAAGUCCGAGUCCUUGAACGCUCGUGUAGAAGAGGCGGAAGAAGAGUUGGCAGAAAAGAAAAAGGAACUCUCUACAUUAAAAUCCGAACUGGACGAGAAAACAUCGGAACUCAACGAAACGCGCGCGGUUGAGAUAGAAAUGCGUAAUAAAUUGGAGGAGAACCAGAAAGUACUGGUCGAAAACCAGAAGCGACUGCGGUACUGGGAGGAGAAGCUGGGAAAGCUUGUUCUUCAGAACGUCAGCGAUUUGAGCGGGCCACCAGCAACCAAGAAGCCGGCUAGGCAGGAAGGCGAGGAAGCAGCGGAAAGCGAGGAGGGCCGACGAUCUGACUGUCCAGAUGAGGGAGAAGAGGAGGAGCAAGAGGAGCAGGAACAGCAGCCAGAGGAAUUACCGCGCUUCACAGAGGAUGAGUUGCAAGAUAUGGAUAAGGAGACCCUAAAAGCCGAGAUUGCAGCACUUGAAGAAAAGACGCAAAAUGUUAACGUGGAUGUCAGCGUCCUAUCGGAGUAUCGCCGUAGAGUCGAGGAGCAUGCAGCUCGGUCUUCCGAUUUAGCAAGUGCUGUGCAGCAACGCGACGCCGCCAAGAAGCGUUGUGACGACCUGCGCCGACUGAGGCUGGAGGGCUUCAUGGAAGGCUUCAGCACCAUCUCCCUCCGGCUUAAGGAAAUGUACCAGAUGAUCACAAUGGGCGGUAAUGCUGAGUUGGAGCUCGUUGACAGUCUGGAUCCUUUCAGCGAAGGCAUCUUGUUCUCCGUCAUGCCGCCGAAGAAGAGCUGGAAGAAUAUUAGCAACCUCAGCGGUGGAGAGAAGACGUUGUCAAGCUUGGCGCUGGUAUUUGCCCUGCAUCAUUAUAAGCCGACGCCUUUGUAUGUCAUGGACGAGAUCGACGCUGCCUUGGACUUCAGAAACGUAUCUAUCGUGGCCAAUUACAUCAAGGAGCGGACCAAGAAUGCGCAGUUCGUAGUCAUCUCGCUUCGUAACAACAUGUUUGAACUCGCAGCCCGAUUAGUUGGUGUAUAUAAAGUCAACCACAUGACCAAGAGCGUGACGAUUGAGAACCGCGACUUUAUCGUUCGCGGCGGGAUGGCGAAGCAACAGCAGCAGGGUGGCCAGACCGUGGUUUGAGGAGGGAAUUGUGAGAGAAUAGAUGGAUGGGGUUGAUGGCUUCGUUUAGAAUACGUAUGAUAUUUAUUGCUCGUGUUAAUGAGCGCUUAUAGCGCGGGGCGCGUAGAAGCGAAGUGCAAUGGGCUACGGAUGUUUGGGCGGAUGGUCAACGCGAUGUCUGUCACGGGUUUGAUGAAUGGUUGACGCGGAACGAAAUGAAUAUCCACGUGCGCGCUUGAGUAAAGCUUAUUUGGAAAUAUGAAUGAUUACCUACCUAUACAUUUUGGUUGGUUCCUCUUCUCUAUGUUCCAGUAUCUUGGCGUGAGCAUGUCGUCCUCUGCUACGCCCUUCAGGUUUGAGAUAACCUAGAUAUAUAUUGGAUAGACUGCGGCCUGUGCGAGAUGGACUUGUGUUCCAGCUCAUCAGGUAAGACGCGUAGUUUGUUUCUCAUGCCUUUUCAUGAAGUGAAAAAAUAUGAAGCUUGUUAUUGUGGAUAGAUU
Messenger RNA from Daldinia caldariorum, 5155 nucleotides. RefSeq names its product RecF/RecN/SMC protein. Gene Ontology annotation, molecular function: protein binding; ATP hydrolysis activity; ATP binding. The transcript is spliced from 3 exons. The coding region runs from base 237 to 4676 and encodes 1479 amino acids. Lineage: Eukaryota; Fungi; Ascomycota; Sordariomycetes; Xylariales; Hypoxylaceae. Gene Ontology annotation, biological process: mitotic chromosome condensation. Gene Ontology annotation, cellular component: chromosome. The record is from RefSeq and is a predicted model, not a curated record.